UGCAAGAGCUACGGCGAGCGCACCUGCGCGGACGACGAGGCGCUGGACCUCAUGGAGGCCAGCAACAACCACUCCGAAGCGCCCGCCCGCGCUGAGUUCGUCGAGCUCUGCGUCAACAGCCGCACGGCCAUGUCCGGGAAGUGGACCUCCAAGGCCACCGGCAGGUACCUGGGGGGCAGCAAUCAGGCCGACGGCAUGCUGGUUGACCAGCGUUUCUGCCCGCGCAUCGUGGAAAGCGAACUCCGCUACAGCCUGGUCGCGGACAAGCUCGUGGGCUACAUCCACAAGAAGCCCAAGGAGGGCGGCACCUCGGCCGCUGGCGGCACAGGCUCCAUCUACACCUCCCACGGGCUCGCUGACCCAAGUCUCGCGCACCUCACGGGCGGCUUCCUCAACAAGGGCCUGCCGCUCGUGCUGCCGGUGCUGGGCCAGGCCUCGGAACCGAUCCCCCUGCGGGGGACCACCGACCUCAUCCUGGCCUCGCCGGAGGUAGCCUCGACGUCGAAGGAGAAGUGGAUCGUGGGCGAGUUCAACUGCUCCUGCGUGGGCGUCGACCAGGGCCUGCAGGGCUGCUGCACCGACGACGCGCCGAACGCUUGCUACACCGACAUCCCGAAGGAGUUCAAGGGUUCCCUCGCGCACGCGGGCAUGAGCUGCCGACUGAUCCACUACGUCGACGAAGAGUACGACACAUUCUUGAAGGCCUGCUCCAAGUUCGACUUCGUCAUCAUUCGUUGCAGCCCGGGGCAAAUCAACGCCGACGGCGGCAACCUGGACAACGUCGACGAGGGAUUGAGCUUCAUGCGCCCCUGCGGCGACUUGGACAAGAGCUCCCACGAUCGCCGCUACGACUCCGUCCCGCUUGCCAGCGGCAUGUCCAGCGCGGACAGCCAGCUGAUCCACUACGUGCACGACGAGCACGGCGCAUUCUUCAACGUCUGCUCCACGCUCGACUUCAUUAUCGCGCGUGGCAGCCUGGGGCAGAUCAACCCCGACGGCGGCAACUGGGGCCCGAUCCACAAUGGCCUACACUUCGUGCGCAAGAAGGGGGUUCAGGUCUGGCCGUCCCUGGACGCGAUGGAGUUAAAGGGAGCUACUUGCGCUCUAGUCAGGGUGGCCAGCAUGAACACCGGCCAUGGCCCUCAGCCCCGCGUGAUACAGCAGAACCACGGCGCCUCUGUAGAGGGCAUCGGGAUCAUCAAGUUGAAGGCAGGCAUCUACUGCAAGACCUUCGGCGAGCGCUCCUACACCGACGACGACGAGGUCCCUGGCCUCGUGGGGGCCAGCGACAACCGCUCCGAGGUGCGCGCCGUAGCUGAGUUGAUUGGCCUCUGCGUCAACCGCGCGUCCAAGUCCGGCACCCGGUCCUCCGAGGGCAUCGGCAAGUACCUGGAGGGAGGCGAGGGCGGCGCCUCGGCUGUCGGCGGCGCGAAUUCGAUCCACUCGCUCCGCGGUCCCGAGGGGCUCGAAUUCCCGAACUUGACUGCCGACAUCCUUGGCAAGGACCUGCGGGAAGCGAUGCCGGCGCUGGGCCUGGCCGCGGAAUUGGACGACCGUCUCGCGCCGCAGCCUGCCGAUCCCAAGUUCAAAGGCGCCCCGUGCCAGAUCUACGCGCGCAGCGCGCCUUGCGGCAGGUCUGGCACGAGCAGCAGCGGCCGCCUCUGCGACUUCAUCCCGUUCGCCUGUGGCGUGGUCACCGCGGGCAUGAGCCGCGCGCGCGAGAGAGUCGGGCCGGCGGGCGCGCUCUCGUUCUGCGACCCAACAGAUUUCGCCGCAGGCCUCGAGAAUGCGACGGCGUUCCAGCCGCGCGCGAUCAAGCAGGGUCGCGGCUCCGCGGGCGAGGGGGUCUGGCUCAUCGAGCCACGGGCGGACAACCGCUGCCCCGCGCGCGGCGAGCGCUUCUGCGCGAGCGACGAGGUCUUCAAUCUCAUCCAGGACAGGAAGUUCGUGGGUUUCGCCGUCGUUUCCUUUGGGAAGGAUCUGCCCUCCGUCACGUCGGCCCUCGGGCUUGCUGGGGAGCUGGCCCCCUUCCGGUGGGCCGCCGACUUCAUCCUGUCGGGCAUCGACGAAGGGCGAGGUUGCGAGCUCCAGUGCUCUCACUCGCCGGAGGGCGCGCCUUCCUACGAGGAGAAGUGGAUCGCGGGCGAGUUCGCUUGCUCGUGCGUGGUCAUCUCCGGGGGCCUUGCGGCCAACUGCAUGGGCGACGCGCCAAGCCCGUGCUGCUGCGAGAUCGCGACCGAGGACAUGAAGGGCGGCACCGUCCUGCGCAUGUACGACGGCCAUCGUGACGAGAUGCCGCAGUCGGUUCGGGCCUUGAAGUCGCGGCCCAGGAUGGCCGUCCAGGGCGAGGGCAAGCCUCUAGGCAUGGCCUCGAUUGCCUGCAUCGCCCUCUGGGUGAUCCAGAAGGGCAAGCAGAUGGAGGCCAUCCUGGCACUGUUGUCUUUGACUGUCGCUCGAGAGAGCAAGGUUAGAGCCUCGCGGGAACGCGAGCCGCAUUUUUCGGCGAAGUUGGAGCGAGUCUGGCGUUCGGGGUUAGCGAGAGGCGAGGCGAUCAAAACCGGCAGCGAACACGGCGUCACCCUUCGCUUCCAGUUCGCGCGGAGUUUGCGCAGGGCCGCCGUCGGCAUCGCCAAGGUCGGGGGCCUCAUCUUCCCGCUGUCCGCCGCGUCCUCCAG
Messenger RNA from Prorocentrum cordatum, 2675 nucleotides. The record is from the annotation of a GenBank genome assembly. Lineage: Eukaryota; Dinophyceae; Prorocentrales; Prorocentraceae.